AUGGACGACCCGACCAUGGACGAGCCCAGCCUGGCGGCAAGCGAGGCCCUGGCUGAUCAGCUCGAGGACAUGGCCAUGUCUGCUGCGUCUGGGUCGCGGCGCGGUGGUCGUCGUGGUGGUGGUGGCGGGAAAGGUGGGAAAGGCGCCGGUGGUGGUGGGGGAAGGGGACGGCGGGAGGUGGACUUGUCGAAGGCGCUGUCGAGGCUGCUGAGGCAUCAGGCUGGCCAGGCGGGGAUUGAGCUUGAUCGGGAGGGGUUUGCGAGGCUUGAUUUGGUGCUCCAAUGGGGCCCGCUGCGUGCCCUCGCGCCCAGCUUCGCCGAGAUCCUCGACGCCGUGCACAACUCGGACAAGCAGCGCUUCGCCAUCAAGCCCAACCCGGCCACCAACCCGGCGCUCGACGAGUCGUCCACCGACCCGCGCCACUGGCUCAUCCGCGCCAACCAGGGCCACAGCAUCAAGCUCGACAGCGAGCACCUGCUCAAGCCGCUCGCCCUGCCCGCCGCGGACGGCAGCGACCUCCCCGAGGGCACGCUCCCGAUCCCGCCGACGGUCAUCCACGGCACCUACUUCGCCUUCUGGCCGGCCAUCGUGGCGUCGGGCGGCCUGCGGCCCAUGGGGCGCAACCACGUGCACUUCAGCACGGGCCUGCCCGAGGACACGGCCGCGGGCGUGAUCAGCGGCAUGCGCCGCGACGCCGAGCUGCUGGUGUACGUCGACGUGGCCGCCAGCAUGCGCGAGGCCGGCAUCAAGUGGUGGAUGAGCGACAACGGGGUCGUGCUGACCGAGGGCGACGCGGACGGGCUCGUGCCGCUGCGCUUCUUCAAGGAGGUCGUCGGGCGCGCCCAGGGCGUCGGCGUGCUCUGGCGCGACGGCCAGAAGGUGGCCGACUUGCCCGCCGGGUUGGUCGUGCGGGUGCCGCAGGGGAAGGCUGGGAGGGCGCGUGCUCAGAAGGAUUGA
Thermothielavioides terrestris NRRL 8126 is the source of this 957-nucleotide messenger RNA. RefSeq lists its product as uncharacterized. The record is from RefSeq and is a predicted model, not a curated record. Lineage: Eukaryota; Fungi; Ascomycota; Sordariomycetes; Sordariales; Chaetomiaceae. Bases 1 to 957 code for a protein of 318 amino acids. Gene Ontology annotation, molecular function: tRNA 2'-phosphotransferase activity. Gene Ontology annotation, biological process: tRNA splicing, via endonucleolytic cleavage and ligation. The transcript is spliced from 3 exons.